Molecule: messenger RNA, 1947 nt
Organism: Rotaria sp. Silwood1
Lineage: Eukaryota; Metazoa; Rotifera; Eurotatoria; Philodinida; Philodinidae
Source: the annotation of a GenBank genome assembly
AUGCCAUGCAACAAAAACAAAAACAUUGUAGCACCAAAUAUUCCAGCAGGAGGUCCAAGCUAUCCAAUGGCCUCAUUAUACGUGGGUGAUCUCCAUGCUGAUGUCACCGAGGCAAUGCUAUUCGACAAAUUUGCAAGUGCAGGACCAGUUCUAUCAAUUCGUGUCUGUCGUGAUAUGAUUACACGACGAUCACUUGGUUAUGCAUAUGUUAAUUUUCAACAACCAGCCGAUGCUGAACGUGCACUUGAUACAAUGAAUUUUGAUUUACUUCGUGGUCGUCCAUUACGUAUUAUCUGGUCACAACGUGAUCCAACUUUACGUAAAUCAGGUGUUGGAAAUGUAUUUAUUAAAAAUUUAAAUAAAAAUAUUGAUAAUAAAUCACUUUAUGAUACAUUUUCGGCUUUUGGUAAUAUAUUAUCUUGCAAAAUCAUGACAGAUGAAAGUGGUCAAUCAAAAGGUUUUGGUUUUGUUCAUUUUGAAACGCAAACAGCAGCCGAUAAUGCUAUUAAUAAAGUUAAUGGUAUGUUAUUAGCUGAUAAAAAAGUUUAUGUUGGUCGUUUUAUGACAUGUAAUCAACGUGCUGAUGCUGGUGGACCACGUAAAUUUACAAAUAUAUUUAUAAAAAAUAUUGGUAAUCAAUUAGAUGAAGAAAAAUUACGUGAACUUUUUUCAAAACAUGGAAAAAUUUUAAGUUUUAAAAUUGAAAAUGAUGAAAGUGGACAAUCAAAAGGUUUUGGUUUUUGUAGUUUUGAAAAUCCAGAAGGAGCUGAAGAAGCUGUUCAAGCUUUAAAUGGAUAUUCAGUAGGUGAUAAACAACUUUAUGUUGGUCGUUUUCAAAAAGAAAAUGAACGUUUAUCAGAAAUUAAACGUAAAAAAGAUUUACAAAGACAAGAACGUAUGAAUAAAUAUCAAGGUGUUAAUUUAUAUAUUAAAAAUUUGGAUGAUACUAUUGAUGAUGAACGUUUAAAAAAAGAAUUUUCAAAAUUUGGUACAGUUACAAGUGCUAAAGUUAUGUCAGAAAAUGGUCGAUCAAAAGGUUUUGGUUUUGUUUGCUUUAGUGCACCUGAUGAAGCAACAAAAGCUGUUACUGGAAUGAAUGGUUCAAUUGUUGGUUCAAAACCACUUUAUGUUGCAUUAGCACAACGUAAAGAAGAACGUCGUAUGCAUUUAACUAAUCAACAUAUGCAACGUAUGGUAACAUCACGUGUACCACCACAAAUGCCAUUACCAUUUCCAAAUGGUAUGAGUGGUAUGAUCCCUUAUUUACAAGCACCAAUGGGUCCAUCACAACCACGUAAUUUCUUUACACCAAGGGCUAUGCCAACUUAUCGUCCAGCUCAACCACGUAAUUUCUUUACACCAAGGACUAUGCCAACUUAUCGUCCAGCUCAACCACGUAAUUUCUUUACACCAAGGACUAUGCCAACUUAUCGUCCAGCUCAACCACGCAAUUACUUUACACCAACGGCUAUGCCAACUUAUCGUCCAGCUCAACCACGUUGGUCAUCAGCUGCACCAGCUGGUGGUAUGAGACCUUCAGCAGGUGCACAAAUGAUUGGUAUGCAAAUGCCACAAUCAGCUAUGGCUGCUGCUCAACGAUCAGCUGCUAUGGCUGGUGUUACAUCACGAUCAGGUAUGCCAAUGCCUAAUCGACCAACACCAACACCAGGACAAAUGAUGCCAAAUAAUUCAAUUCGACCACAAACUGGUGCACAACCACAACAAGCAACAGCUUAUACACGUACGGCAAGAAAUAUGCCAUCUGGUAAUCCUGGUGGAUUUCCAAAUUCAUAUGUAGUUGCUGGACAAGAACCAUUAACAUCAGCUGCUCUUGCUAAUGCAACACCACAAGAACAAAAACAAAUGUUAGGUGAACGUUUAUUUCUAUUGAUUCAACAAAUGCAACCAGAAUUAGCUGGUAAAAUAACUGGUAUGCUUCUCGAAAUC